Salvelinus namaycush (lake trout) is the source of this 1146-nucleotide messenger RNA. Its product is annotated as claudin-10-like. The record is from RefSeq and is a predicted model, not a curated record. The transcript has 5 exons. Gene Ontology annotation, cellular component: plasma membrane; bicellular tight junction. The coding region runs from base 115 to 879 and encodes 254 amino acids. NCBI's taxonomy places the organism in Eukaryota, Metazoa, Chordata, Actinopteri, Salmoniformes, Salmonidae. Gene Ontology annotation, biological process: bicellular tight junction assembly; cell adhesion. Gene Ontology annotation, molecular function: structural molecule activity.
ACUCCAGCUUUGUUCACUACACCCAUCUCUCUGGUAAAUCCUCUUCGUAAACGUAGCUUUUUUUUCGGAACCACUGCCAAGCUCAAGGAGAGCAUCCUCCUUAUCACCAUCAUCAUGAAGCACAGGACGGUGAUGAUGUACAUGGAGAUAGGCUGCUUUGUGUCGUGUCUGUCUGGCUGGAUUCUGGUGAGCUCCACCCUGGCUAUAGAGUACUGGACCUGGUCUGAAGUGGGCAGCGUGGUGCUCACCACUGGCAACUACUUCUCUAACCUCUGGAAGGACUGUGUCUCAGACUCCACUGGGGUGUCCGACUGCAAAGAGUACCCCUCCAUGCUGGGACUACCAGUGUUCCUUCACUCAGUAAGGGCUCUGUCCAUCUGUUCUGUCAUCCUUGGGUUCUUCGCUGGAGUCCUCACACUGAUAGGUAUGAAGUGCACCAAGAUUGGAGGGUCAGAGCUCGCCAACGCACGGGUCACCUUCGCCGGGGGAAUCACCUAUCUGGCGUCUGGAUUUGCUGGCCUGAUCGUGUACUCCUGGUGGGGUAACAAAGUAAGAUCUGAGUUUGUGGAUCCCAAUUUCAAGGCACAGAAAUUUGAAAUCGGAGCAGCGGUUUUUAUUGGCUGGGGAGGCUCGAUCUUGCUCAUCACCGGUGGUUUCGUACUCAGCUUCUUCUCUGGAAAGGAGGGCCUACGCUCAACAUCAAAGAAAAGGCCCCGCAGACCUAACUCCUAUGCCACAGCUCGGACCAGACGCACAUACAUGAUGCCAAACUCUUCCAGAGUGACUCCAAUGCCACAAUUGGUCCAAGGGAGCAGAGGUGGCAGAAAGAUCAGGACAACAAGAACCACUGGGACAUUUAGCAGGGACGAUUUUGUUUGAGCUGCAGUAGCUCCUGUACCGCAGGAAAUACACUGCUUCAUAUCAUUGGUCGUUAGUUACCAUGAAAACAUUGUGAGAACUGAAUCAAUUUGAUAACUGUCUCGCCACCUACACCUUGUAGAUAGAUAACUUAUGUAUGAAUGUUUUACUAACAUAUAACUGUGUUCCUUUUGUGAACUGAAUUGACAUCAAGGAAAGGGAUGAAUGUUUUCAUUUGAUUAAAAAAAAAAAAAGUUUAUUGCUAGCAUGUAUAAAUAUUUUAGAUAC